GCUCUGUGUUGACACCCCCCAUGUGGUUUUGACAGCAUGCAAAAACUGUAUUGUAAGAGGCGUGGCCAAAUGCAUUUUUACAGUGGCGCUCCAAACUAGCUGAACAAAACAGCGUAGCCAUCUUGAAGCCAGAGAGCACAGAACCCAGAUGCACUCCAUCUGGGAAUUAGUCUAAAUGUAUGGUUAAAAUCCUGUCGCUACCCAUAAUUUCAUCAUCGAAUAUAUAGCAUAGAGUAAUUCCACAAUCAGUUGGCUAGAAUUUGAUCGCAAAUACGCGUCAUACAACAUGUACUAUCGAGUUUAUUUUCUCCCCACUAGCUCUUGUUAUUCAGUGUUGUUUCAGCCCUUACAUCCUCCGUAAUGUCAGUCAGGAGCCAUUUGUCCCGCCCUUUAUCACCGGGAAACGACCAAUCACCGCACUUUGGAAUCUCUGUUGGGUGACGUUGCAUGUAUUUUGCGCCUGCGCGCGUCACUUUCGACGCUCCAUAGCUUGCAGUAGUGUGAAGAUGGCGGCAGGCUCCGAUUUGCUAGAUGAGGUUUUCUUUAACGCUGAGGUGGACGAGAAAGUAGUUUGUGAUCUUGUGGGGUCUCUUGAGUCCGAGCUUUCGGGUCACGAGAGCCCUGAGGCAAGUAGCCAGACAGUCGCUAAACACAUGGCCAGUUCCGGGACAGGGUUUAAUGCUAAUGUCCAGCAGAACAAACGGGGACUUGCUCAAGAGGUUGCAAAAGCAGGGGCUGGAGUGCAAGGGGGUGUCAUUAUUAGUAAUACGAGGUCCCAGGGUUCAGCUAUGGAUGCCUCAUCGAGUGAGUCGGACUCAUCGGCAGGACACCGCCAAGGAAAGACUGUUGCUGUCAGUGCCAGUAUAAUAACUCCUCUCCCAAACCACGGAGGGAAAGUAGCCUCUUCCGCAACUCAAACUUUGAAUGGAGGCAGUUUAAUGAACUGUCACAAUUCAGGAAGCGCUGUCUCUCUCACUGGGACACCGCUGUCAAAUAGUUGCACGAGUAGCGGCAAUGCCUCGGUAGCUGUCACAGUUGUCAACAACGGGCCGGGGUUGUCAAAAGGACAUGCGAGCGCAGUAAUGCCACCUUCAUUGAACACCACUAUCUUCCAGACAUCAUUCGUGAACUCUCAGAAUGUUGUCACCUCGUCUCACGCUGCGAGUCUGGGCACUGGACCUGCCAUAUCACAUAUUGUGAGGCCAUCUAUGCAAACUGCGGGAUCGGGUACAGCGAUGAAUGGUCCUAAUGCGGGAUUGCCUUUCGAUUGCCUGAACAAUGGUCAGUCGCCCACCUCUGUGGCUGCCAGUGCGGGGUCGCACAUCAUCAUGGCAGAGGCGCCCAAAACAAUCAUACAGAAUGCUCCUUGUGCUGUAACGAACCCGUCGUUCCAGAGCGUACCAAGGGCUUCCACUCCGGUGACAGUGGCUGCGAGCCCGGGAGGGAGCCGUUCUAUCGCGCAACAGGUGUUGGCGCCUCGUCACCCCCAGACAUCCCCGAACCAGCCCAACGUUCAGAACAUCCAGCUUCCCCCAGGUAUGGUCCUGGUGCGUAGUGAGAGUGGGCAGCUGUUGAUGAUCCACCAGCAGACCCUGGCUCAGAUGCAGUCCCAGUCCCAAUCCCAGGGAGUCAUGGCCCCCCGCCCAGCCACCCCCACCAGCACUCCUCCUUUCCAGAUCACCUCAGUCCAGGCUCCUGGAACGCCCAUCCUCACUAGGCAGGUGACUCCCACCACUAUCAUCAAGCAGGGCUCGCCUGUGCCAACCUCUGCUCCUGUCACCACCACACUCCAGAAGCCUCCUGUCACCACCACACUCCAGAGGCCUCCUGUCCUACAGAGUCCCAUGAUUGUGGUAGGGGCUGCUGCAGGCACCUCUAUGGGGACAGCGCUACCAGGGGCCACCCAGAGGACCGUCACCGCAUCACCCGGGACCACUGUCACCUUGGCAACGGAGACGAUGGAGAAUGUGAAGAAAUGCAAGAACUUCCUGUCUACAUUAAUCAAGCUGGCGUCCAGCGGGAAGCAAUCCUCAGAGACUGCCGCCAACGUUAAAGACCUGGUCAAAGAUCUCCUGGAAGGGAAGAUUGAAGUGGAGGACUUCACCAACAGGUUAUACAGAGAGCUCAACUCCUCACCUCAGCCUUACCUCGUGCCUUUCCUCAAGAGGAGCCUUCCUGCCCUGCGGCAGCUCACCCCAGACUCAGCAGCCUUCAUCCAGCACAGUGGACUCCAGCAGCAGGCCUCUGCCACCACCCCCACCAUGGUGGUACUGGACAGCCCAGCCCUGCGCCCUGUAGCCCCAACCAUCAGACCACACCUCAUCAGCAAACAGGGGCUGACUACCCCAAUGGUGCUCCAGUCUCAGCAGCAGGGGGCAAUGGUAAGGCCUCUUCAGGUGACCCCCAUGGUGACCCUCAGAGGUCCGCCCCCCCACAGUCACAUCAUGAUGGGACAGCCACAGGUGCAGCUCAAACAGCUACAGACAGUCCCUGUGGUGAAGCCUGGAGUGUUGACUGGAUCUAAGUUGUCUCCUGGUGCUCCCUCUCUGGCCACUGUAGUUCAGAAGAACAAGCUGAAGGAAGCUGGGGGCACGUUCAGGUCAGCUAUGGAUGACGAUGACAUCAAUGAUGUGGCAUCUAUGGCUGGGGUUAACCUGUCUGAGGAGAGUGCCCGUAUCCUGGCAACCAACUCCGAGCUGGUGGGAGCGGUGACACGGUCCUGUAAGGACGAGGCCUUCCUCCAUACCUCCACACUGACCAGAAGAAUACUGGAAAUAGGUAAGAAGUUUGGUGUGAGUGAUCUGGGGCCGGAGGUAGUAAACUACGUGUCCCACGCCUCCCAGACCAGGCUGCAGAACCUGUUGGAGAAAGUCUCUGAGGUGGCCCAGCAGAGGAACAUCAACUUCAAGGAGGACAGUCGGUACGAGCAGACGAGCGACAUGCGUGCCCAGAUCAAGUUCUUUGAGCAGCUGGAUCAGAUGGAGAAACAGAGGAAAGAGGAGCAGGAGAGAGAGAUUCUGAUGAAGGCAGCAAAGUCUCGUUCUCGUCAAGAAGACCCUGAGCAGCUGCGGUUGAAACAGAAGGCCAAAGAGAUGCAGCAGCAGGAGCUGUUUCAGUUGAGACAGAAGGAAGCUAACCUGACGGCGCUGGCAGCCAUCGGCCCCAGGAAGAAGAGGAAAAUGGAGGCUGCAGCCGCUGCAGCUGGAGCUGAGGGCUCAGGGUCCAGUCCCUCUGCGUCUGGUAGUGGUAGUUCAGGAGCAUCCAGACAGUUUAUCCGCCAGCGCAUCACGCGUGUCAACCUCAGGGACCUGCUCUUCUGUUUGGAGAAUGAGAGAGACACCAGUCACUCCCAUCUCCUCUACAAAGGCUUCCUCAAAUAGACACCCAGAGAGCCAGACCAGAGAGCUGUCACCCUAACCUCCACUAAAGCAACUCCCUCAAAUAGGGCUGUACCCUAGAAUUGGAUAAAGAGGACAGUAAUACAACGAUGUCAAGAUUCUCCAGGCCACAGUGAAUGGAGCUAACUAAAGUGACUGGAACGUUUGUCUCCCCUGUAUACUCUGGUUGUCCUUUUGCUCUUCAUCUGGUUCUAGGCUCGACCGCUCUCUCUACACUCCUCCACCUUCCAUCAGAGCAAUCCUGGAACUCUCACAUUUUCUACUGUUUUUAUUUCCUUUUUAUUGACUUUGUUUUAGAAUCCCCUUUUAAUGAAGCUGUAAAUAAAUUAAUACACAUUAUUAUACAAUUUACUUGGAAGGCCAUUUUGUAGUGCGAUUCUACAAAAUAUUCAUAUUCAAUUCAUUUUAUAAUUCUGUUUAUAUGAAAAAAAAUAUUUUUAAUAAUUAAUCAUCAGUGUUUCUAGCGAUUUGUUAAGAACAAUUAUCCUUAUUUUGUUUUUGGUAUUCUAUUGGCCUCUGAAGUAGUUUGAACACUUCUGAUUUCUUCUUGCCUUCCUGACAAAAGAAGCCAUAUAUUUUAAUAUAAUGUUGAACAGCAAAGCAAUUUAUCUAGUGAUUCAUUCUGAAAUCUGAAGCAGUCGAUGUGUCUCUUUAGUGUCUCUGUUUGAGCUUGUCUUGAAUUCAAUGUCUUGUAUUUAUAUUCUGUAAUCAGAUCAAACAUGUUUUUCUUUUCGGUCUCCAUUUGUCUUUUUGAGAUCACAUCUCCUGUGUUUCUGCACGGGUUAAGGUGUGAAAAAUUGUAUUUUAGAGGGAAUGAGUUGAUAGUCUCUACAAUUGUAUUUUAAUGAUUUUAAAAAAUAUAUGCAUUUUUGGGAAAUUUAGGUAUUUGCAUUGAUGAAUUAUUGGAUUUCAACAAUAGUAAAAACUAUUUUAAAAUAGACAAAACUCAAAGACCCCUUUGUUACCACAAAACAACUGUGCACAUGCAUGUAGGAAAUUUUCAUUUUUAUUAGUUUUAUUGGACUGCAUGUAGUAUUCUACCAUUUCUCAAAUAACUUAAUUAUUAUAAAUCAUUGCAUUAUUCUUCUAUUCUGACCCUAGACUUGAUGAUAUUCUGAUGUAUGAAUGGUGAUGUUAUUAUUUUUAAAGCUGUCCUAUCUGUUCUAUAAUCUGUGCUUCUGUUCUGAUGCCCCAUUGGACAGCCCUGGCUAGAGCUCUGUGGUAUAUUUUCCUGAUCACUUUGAUUUUAGAUGAAGAUUUUUCGGUACAUGUUACUUUCCAUAUUUGUCUCUUACAGAGAAAUCAAAGUAAGGGGGAAGCAAUGCAUGUCUCCCUUAUUUCUUGUACAUUUUGCACAGACACUUGUUCAUAUGUAAAUAUUUUACCUAAAGUUUUUUAACUGCAAUGGUUUUGUAUAGGAUUGAAAGAUAAUAAACUCCUUCAAUAUAAGUGCAAA
Messenger RNA from Salvelinus fontinalis (brook trout), 4854 nucleotides. Its product is annotated as transcription initiation factor TFIID subunit 4-like. The record is from RefSeq and is a predicted model, not a curated record. Gene Ontology annotation, molecular function: DNA binding; RNA polymerase II general transcription initiation factor activity; protein heterodimerization activity. Bases 507 to 3380 code for a protein of 957 amino acids. The transcript has 16 exons. Lineage: Eukaryota; Metazoa; Chordata; Actinopteri; Salmoniformes; Salmonidae. Gene Ontology annotation, cellular component: transcription factor TFIID complex. Gene Ontology annotation, biological process: DNA-templated transcription; transcription initiation at RNA polymerase II promoter.